AUGCACUGUCUGCAACAAGUACGUAAGGUAGAGGUGUUACUUUCAGCGGUCACUGACGACAUAGAAGAAAUAGAAGAUAACCGUGAUUUAGAUGCCUCUGAAGAUAGUAAACAGGAUGAUGAAGAAUCAGUUCAAUUUAAAAGACCAAAACCUCUUCCUAAAAAACGUGCUAAAAAUAUUGAUAUAGAAAAUAAAAUGAACGAAGCAUACGACUAUAUAAAACAAAUGACUCAAAAACCCCAAAUCCCGCAAGAUGAAUGUUCAUUAUACACACAAUUAUUGUGCAAAAAAUUGAGAGGCUUACCAGAAAAUACACGUGAAAUAGCGAUGUUGGAAAUUGAUAGAUUGAUUUUCAAUCUGAAGCAAAAAGAACUAUCGUCAAACCCACAUGCACAAAUACUAAUCAACCCACCACAGCCCACGAAUUUUGGACAUUCCGGCAAUCUCUACUAUCAGCCAUCCACAUCCUACCAUCCAUAUCCUUCUCCACAGCAAUCCCCAACCUAUCAUCCAUCGCCUUCUUCACAGUCAUCCCCAAACUAUCAUCCAUCGCCUUCUCCACAGCAAUCCCCAACCUAUCAUCCAUCGCCUUCUUCACAGUCAUCCCAAACUAUCAUCCAUCGCCUUCUCCACAGCCAUCCCCAACCUAUCAUCCAUCGCCUCCUUCACAGCCAUCCCCAACCUAUCAUUCAUUAUCUUCUCGACAGCCAUCCCCAAACUAUCCAUCUCCACAGCUGUCGCAAGUCGAAACAUCAGCUUCGCAAAGUCUAUUAA
Molecule: messenger RNA, 774 nt
Organism: Acanthoscelides obtectus
Lineage: Eukaryota; Metazoa; Arthropoda; Insecta; Coleoptera; Chrysomelidae
Source: the annotation of a GenBank genome assembly